AAGGUUAUCGGCGCGUUCACCGCGAUGGAGACUUUGGACCUCCAGGGCAACUUGAUCAGCAGCGUACCAAAGGAGAUUGGCGCGUGCGUCUCUUUGAGAAGGCUCGUGCUGACGGGGAACAUCCUGAAGACUCUCCCGAAGGCGAUUGGACAGCUCGCGUCGCUGAAAACGUUGUUGAUCUCCGAGAAUGGGUUGAAGACGUUGCCCGCCGAGAUUGGAAACUUGACGCAGCUGGAGCAUCUCGACGUUAGCUGGAACAAUUUAAUCGCGGUGCCCGCCUCCAUCGCACGGAUCACCGACACUCUCAAGGCUCUCAACCUGCAGAGCAACAAACUGACGACAGUCCCGAAGGAAUUUGGAAAGCUCGCGUCGCUCGAGUUUCUCAACCUGGCCGACAACGAUAUCCGCGACAUUCCCAUGGAGCUCGGCGACCUGGAAUCGCUCGAAGAGAUGGACCUCUCUGAUAACGCUGGACUUACGAGCCUGCCGGAGUCUGUUUUG
This is a messenger RNA of Micromonas commoda, 501 nucleotides long. RefSeq lists its product with no specific name. NCBI's taxonomy places the organism in Eukaryota, Viridiplantae, Chlorophyta, Mamiellophyceae, Mamiellales, Mamiellaceae. The transcript has a single exon. Gene Ontology annotation, molecular function: protein binding. The annotation marks the transcript as partial. The record is from RefSeq and is a predicted model, not a curated record.